GAGGUGGAAGUGCAGCCCGUGCACGUUGGGCUUCCCUUCCCUGUAAUCCACACUCUUGCAGCGCACGGCCCUGUGUUGUAGGGCUUUAGGAAGUACGCAAAUGAGGCAGGUGGGACUGGCUUGGCUUCUUACUUGCAGGGCUGCGUGGGAGAAGCAGAGUCAGACUGGUGCUUUCGCUAAAGCUCAGCGGAACUGUCUGUCCUCACUGCACAAAAGCACUGAGGCUGUGGCUGGGCAGCCUUAAUCCAAUUACAGCUUAGUUAAAAUGGAAAACUUUGUAUCCCGUCUGAGUUUGGAAAUAUUCUGCUGGGUUGCUGCCUACCUGUGGCAGUGUUUGGGUUCUGUAGGAGCAGUGAUUGUGGUCCUGAUGGUUUCCUGUGCACACGUGGAUUUCCUCCUGCGCUCAGACCUGUGCUGGCGCAGCAGGGCAGUACAGCUGCCAGCAGUGCUGCUCAUCCCUUUCCUAACCCUUCCCCUCCCGCUCCUCCAUCUCCUCAUCCCUCCCUUCCUUUAUCUGAGUGGAUUCAUACAACCCCAAGCACAGAACUUUUCUCGUUUUGAGGGCUCGUUUUGAGAAUAGUUUUCCAUCGCUUGUGUUUGAACCACUCUCUCCUUAUUCCCACUGGCCUAUCUCCUGCUGCCAUGUGCAGUCACGUCAUACAGUGUCUGUUUUUCUCCUCUCCCUACCUUCCCCUCUCCAGACCAGUUCCUUUUAUUUGCUCUUGUUAUACGUAUCUUGCAGCUUUAUUUAUCCUCUUCCCUGUUCUUUAUUCUCUGCUCCAGAUCACAUGUAAACUGCCUUCCCUUCAGCUUGCUGAUCCUUGUGUAUCUGGCAAGGGCAGAGUGGAUUAUAUCUGACAUCUGAGACUUUACCUCCUAUGAUGAAAAUAAUACACCCCUGAAAGUCAGCGUGAACUUGAAGCAUUUUAGGAUUUGCUUGUCUUCCUGAUGUGUCACAGGAUAGCUGUCUGUCAGUAAUGCUUGGAAAAUACAUUUUGUCUCCAAAUUCUUUCUGGUUUGAUGGCACUUAGAGCAGAAACACAAUCCGAACUACUGAACUGCCUCAUGUUUCUGUCGUCUGAGGGCUGACUGAGGGUUUUGGCUCCCACCUUCCAGCUGUUGAAACUCUGCUGCUGUGCAGAUCUUGAAUGCUUCAGUCAAGGAAGCUUUUAAGCACUGGUCUUCAGGUGAAAAUCUGGACAGCUGAAAACUGGCUGAGGAGCCACUUUCUGCUCUGACAGACGCCUUGGGGAAGCUGUAUUUAGCACCUCCCCUCUGUAGCCUUUUCCCUGUGCAGCUCACUGUGCUUCCCUUGCAGGUUACACCGGGGCAGGAAUAUCAGGUAUCUCGGUGAAGUUCUUGGGCUCUGCAUUUUUUUUUUUUCUUUUCUUUUGGAAAUUGUUGCUAAAUUUAUGGUGAGAAACCUUGUAGUUCUGUUUCUGAAGACUGCAGAUAUCAGGAAUAUAUUCCAAUAUAUAUUGGAAUACACUGCUGACAUGAGAAGAAAAUAAAAAUGAGAGUCCACGUUUUUAUACAGAGUGCCCCUUAGCCAGUAGGGAGCCUCACUUCACAAGAUUUUAGGUAGUGGUUUUGAAGUGGGGCCAAAUAUAAUGCUCUGUGGUUCUCAAUAAAAAUGACACUUUGCUCAAAACAUUUUCUAUUUUUUUUGUGUUAAAGUAAUGCUUUUAACUCAAAAGUUUGCAGAAAAAUGCUUCUUGGGGAUAAUUGGCAUACUAAGUACUUAGCAGCAGAUGGUGCCCUAUUUGCAAAUUAAGCCUUAGCAAAAUGAAAAAUGAAACAUCUCAUUCUCACUAAAAUCAUUUCUUCCAAAAUCAUCCUGUUGAAUUUUCUGGCUGCCUCUGCUAUUCACAUAUUCAGGUAAUGAGGUUACAGCAUGUAUUAGGAUUAUCUGUAACUUGAGUAAUGAUAAAUGUAUUUUUAUUUCUUAGUUUGCUAAAUGUUUUGCAAUUGAAGUGGUAACUGUAGUAUUUGUGUUUUAUUUGUUUGCUUUUUACCCUUUCCAGCAUUAUCCAUGCUUGGAACCACAGGCGGUCUUUUUGCCAUACCGUGGUGUAAGAGAUCUCUGCUGCUCACUGCCUUGAUGUCGCUCAUUGGAGCUGCCAUGGGAGUUCUUGACACGGGUGGCAAUGUUCUCGCACUGAACACAUGGGGAACAGAGGCCGGACCGCAUUUGCAGGCCUUGCACUUCAGUUUUGCAAUGGGUGCAUUUGUGGCUCCAGUUCUGGCUAAAAUGGCAAUGGGAAGUUCUGAACCCAGAGACUUUCAAGCAGGUGAAAAUGCAAGCCAGUCUAUUCUGAGCCCCGUAUCAACAGCAUCAGCUACACUAGCACUGAAACACCAUCUUGGUGCUGAUUUCUUGUGGUCCUACAUUGUCAUAGGGACCUAUCUGCUGUUUGUUUCUUUCUUCUUUUUUAUUUUGUAUUCAAAGAGCAGCUCGGUUCGGGACAAAUCAAAGGCUUCUGUGCAGAAAUGCAAGGUUGCCAAAUACCACCAUGCCCUUAUUAUUCUCCUUUUCCUGUUCUUCCUCUGCUACGUGGGAGCGGAGGUAACUUACGGCUCUUACAUAUUUACUUAUGCAAAGGUCUUUGCUGAGAUGAAAGAAAAUGAAGCGGCUGCUUUGAAUUCUGUCUUCUGGGGCGCGUUUGCUGUUUGUAGAGCGGUGUCAGUAUUUUGUGCUGCUUGCUUAUACCCCGGCACUAUGAUUGUGCUGAGCCUCAUUGGCUCUGCCGUCUCCUCUUCAGCCUUGGCUUUCUUUGCACACUACCCAAUUUCGCUGUGGGCUGGAACUGCGGUGUACGGAGCCUCCAUGGCCACCAUCUUCCCCAGUGGCAUUUCCUGGAUCGAGCAGUACACGGUCAUCCAGGGGAAGUCAGCUUCUCUCUUCGUGGUCGGUGCUGCUCUGGGGGAGAUGUGCAUUCCUGCAGUGGUCGGGUACCUGCAGGGGAAGUUUCACCACGUUCCUGUGGUCAUGUACACCGCUCUGGGAACUUCGGCAAUGACGGCUGUGCUGUUUCCUGUGAUGUACAAAUUGGCCACCGCUUCUGGAGAGGGCUUGAGAGAGAUGGGUGAAAGCGAGGACAGGAAGGCUUUGUUGUCCAGUUCGGGGCUUAACGAAGAUGAAGAGGAUGAGGAGGAUGCAGGAGAGUGGAAUGAAGCAGACUUUGAGGUAAUAGAAAUGAACGAUACCCUGAGAAACUCUAUGGUAGAGACCUCUCUCAAGGCAGCGGGGAGCUCCCCGUCGGAAGCCUCCCUCCAGCCACAUCCAGGAGAUGCUGUGGGUGAUUCUCCAGUGGCAGCUGGCGGCUCCCCUGGGAGAAAAAACCUGAAUGUUGACCGGGAGAAGAACGAUUAGAGUAAAAGCUGACUCUUUGGGUUUUUAACUAAAAAGCAAUGGAGUUGUAGCCGUUCUCAAAGUGCUUCAAGGAUCUUCUCAGAGUGAGAAGGAGGUUUCCACCUUUGCCUGUCCUUCCUCCUGCCUCAGUUGGGGUCUGCAGCGAUGUAUCCCAGAGAAAGUCCACAAUGAUGUGAAUGUAGUAAUGUGAUACAAUUUGUAGACUAUGCUGAAACUGCUAAAACAUGAGAGAUUUUCUAAAUGUCAGGCAUGCAUUUAAGUCAUUUAUGCUGUGAUGUGAGCUAGCUGGGAAGAAGCUGCUCAGACCACUUGGUUUUUUGGAGGUGGGUGAAGGGUGCUGUUCUGAGCUCCCUGGUCACAAAAGGUUUUCAUCAGAAAGAGAGAAAUCUGUUGCCUGUGGUGCUGAACUUUUUUAGCUUGUGAAAUGUUUGUACUGCACUGGGGGUCGGUGUGUGACAAACCAGGGAAUCAAGAAGUUGAAUUUCAGGUGAUGUAAAUGGGAUAUCCUGAUGGCCAGUCACACACUCGUCUGAUUCUGUCAUUAAGACAGGACAGAAGGAAAGAUGAAUUUUUAGGAGUGUAACCAUGCCUUUGGGUCACUUAAUGGUGGUGUAUGGGAACGAGGACAAAAGGUGUCAUUUAUCUGCUGUGUGGCUUAACUCUGAUUACUCGUUAACCAGUGGUGACAAAUCUAAAUACUUUAAGUACCUGUGAUUGUACUUGUGAUUUGAAUUACUGCACUACCAUUGAAAUCUUCAAAUGUAUGAAGAAGAUAUUCAGUGAUAUGUUAGAUAAAAUUGUGUUAAUGACAUGGGGCCAUGAUACUGUAAGCCGGUUCAGUUGAAAGGUUUAACAUCUUCUCUGGGCUUCCUGUGCCAAGGUUUUUACACAGCAGUGUGUAACAGCGGCGAUUUGAGAAUGAGGUGGAAUUAUUGAUGAGACAGAUAAUCCCGUCCAGUUGUACAGUGUGCCUGCUGGCUCUCUCUUAGUUGGGUGCUGCCCUUUGGCUCUUCUUUCCUUGGGUAAUGACACACAGCAGGUGCCUCCUUGAGGAGAAGCUGUGGUUUGUGUGUUCAGAUUCAUUGUUUGGGUGGGGAGGGGGAAGCCCUCAGGUCUGGUUGUGUCACCGAGUCCUUCCCAGUAAGAACAAAGAUGCAGCAGCUAAUGGCAAAGCCUGAAGCAGUAGUUCUGCAACAUGUCUACUUGAAAACCAAAAAUUAGUAGGUUGCUGUUUUUUGAAGCUGUGUGGUCAGAAUGUGGGUUGGUCUUCUGUGUUGUUUGGGUUUUGUUGUUGUUUGCACUAUUCUUAAUAUUUUUUUGCUAAGAGGUUUAAUGCUGACAAAAGGAAGAGCUCUAAGUGUAACAUAGCACAGAACUGUGGAUGUUUAGUGUGUGUGUUUUAGUUGUUUUUGUUCCUUCUCCUGUCCCCCUGCGUGUUUAACCUGGAACCUAAGGGCUUUUUCCUUUCUCCUGAAAAGUUAGUAAGAAAGAUGAAUCCAUUUGUAGUGAAAAUGUAUUAUUUUUCUUUUUUCCCUUUUUUUCCUCCUGCAGUGUCGAAGGGCCUCCUUGUCCUGCUGCUGUAGGCAUUUAAAUGCCAUUGCCUGUUUGCCUGAUUCUUCUUUCCAUGUGUGCAUUUAUGCACGCUUCCAAUGCAAUGCAUGAACCUGCACUUUAACGUAUGGAUUUGCUCCACCUGCUACACAAGAGGUUUUCUUCUUUGCUUAGAGUUUUUGUAAAUAUUUCUGAACAUCAGCCCAAAUCCUGUUCUGGCUGCACGUGGCAGCACUUGAUCAACAGAAGAAUGGCCUUAUGCAUUCAGUUAGUUUCAUGUAAUAGAGAUAAAAGAAAUGUCUUAGCAAAGAGAAUGACCGACUUAGGAGAGUGCAGAUUAAGCCUGGAUUUCCUACAGUUUUCUUUUUCUCUCUUCCUUCCUGCACUCUGCAAUAACUAACUGCUCUGUAUUUGGAAAAUAGGGAGUGUUAUCUGACAGCACAGGCAAAUCCUGUUGGUUUUAUGGGGAGAGGAGGAGCUUGUGCUUCUGCUCUGCUUUUAUGAGAUGUACUUUGCCCCCAGGAGGUCACAGGUAUCCUCUGGUAGAAGGGCUCAGCGUAGGGCAAACAAUAUCAGGAACCCAGGAGGUGUGGGGCAGCUCCCUGCUGCAAGAGCCAUCCACAUGUUUGGCCUGAACCAACGGAGCGACUCCUGACUGUGUUUGCAAAAUGAAUGAAUGCAAGGCACAAAGAAUGUCUCAGCUGGGUUAUGCACCAAAACUGCUGCUUCCAUCCAAGUAGAAGUACCUGUCAUUAGCAAGUUAAAAAAUAGAACAAUGGAGGCUUCUGCUGAUGGGAAUCUUAAGUGAUUUUAAGAGCCUCCCAUACCUGAGAUCAUGUUGUCAGAAAAAACUUAGUUUAAGAAGCUUGCCUGAAAGCAGGCAGAUUCUAAAAAUAAUUUGCAAUUUGUACACUAAUUUCUGAAUAAAUUUCAAAUUUGAAUGCUCUGCAAGGAAGAUUAUUCUCAGGGAUAGUUAACAAGUUUUACAUAAUCAAGUAGAGAAAAAAACAGAAAAUGAAGAUUAAAGCCCCAUUGAGAAAUGUGCUUUAAUGUCUUUGAACCAUCUAUACGUAUGUUAAUUAUAUGUAUGUGGAUAGCUCUGUACACGGAUAGACAGGUACGUACAUGUUUACUUGUGUUUCUGACUAAAGCCAUCACAACAAAUGGAGAAAUGCUGUCCAAACUAAAACCCAUGACUGGCUGAGUGGCAGUGUGUAACAUCAUGCUGAAACGAUACCCAGAAAGCCUUUGCCUGGAUGACUGUAGAACUGUGAGUUGUCUUUGCCAGGACUUACAGCUCUUGGUGUCUUAGUUUAGGUCUCAGACUUGAAUAGCACAUACAUACAGAGCUUGUGCUCAUCUCCCCUGAACACGUGUGUCUAGAAUCAGUAGGUGCCCCUUAAUGAAAACAAAAUGUUGAAUGCAAUUUAAGAUGAAAGCAGACCUGGGACCUUUUCAAUGCUGAGCCCAGCUCAUGGCAGCUCUAAAUGUCCUUGAUGCUCAGGGCUGUUGCUUUCCUAAUUCAUUGGAUUUUUGGUGUUUCUCAAGACCUGUUUUAGAAAAUGAAUAUUAGUUUUCAUAAUUUAAAUUUUCAAAGUGAAUCAGUUCUUGGCAUAUACAGUGAGGAGCUAUUUACAGUGUCUUUUUAAGUUAAGGGUAAAAGCAGUGUUUAAGCUCCGUGGAGGACUUCUUAAGUGUUAUUUAUGGGUAUUACCCAUUGCCUUGUUUAUGCCAGAAGGUCAUCCCGGUGAGAUGGCUGAAUGUUCUGUCAUUCACACUUUUGCCUGUAAAAGCAGGACUGCAUUGAGGAUGGUCAUGUUUCCAUUUCCUCCGGCCUUAAUGGUAAAUUCUUACAGUUAAAUAUCAAACAAUAUUUGUAUUUAGCCCUGACUCAUUCCCAAAGGCUGGAUUGUUACUGCAGGCACUAAGGAGUUACUGCUGGCGCUUGCACUGCUGUUCUGUAAAUGACCCUUCAGUGCUGGAAUGCAGAGUGGGCAACAGUUUGUGCCUUGGUGGGUUUUUGGUUCCUUUCCAUAGCAGCUCAUAGCAAUCUGGAUACGUUCUAUUAUAUAUUCAUCGUUUUUAUUUUGCUUGCGGUGGGUUUACGUAGUACUGUAUAAUGUGGAAUUUAUAACACUGACUUGUACCUUGAAUGUAAUAAAUUCUUAAUGGGAGGAGGCACUCAGGUUCCUUUAUGUAAAUAAAGUUUUGUUCUAUUUUUAAAAGCUA
Molecule: messenger RNA, 7153 nt
Organism: Meleagris gallopavo (turkey)
Lineage: Eukaryota; Metazoa; Chordata; Aves; Galliformes; Phasianidae
Source: RefSeq, a predicted model, not a curated record